Scophthalmus maximus (turbot) is the source of this 506-nucleotide messenger RNA. RefSeq names its product FXYD domain-containing ion transport regulator 6. Lineage: Eukaryota; Metazoa; Chordata; Actinopteri; Pleuronectiformes; Scophthalmidae. Gene Ontology annotation, molecular function: sodium channel regulator activity. The transcript has 7 exons. Gene Ontology annotation, cellular component: membrane. The record is from RefSeq and is a predicted model, not a curated record. Gene Ontology annotation, biological process: regulation of sodium ion transmembrane transporter activity. Bases 264 to 506 code for a protein of 80 amino acids.
GGUGUUAGUGUCUUUGCGCAGGCGCAGAACAGAGCCCACUGUACAACUCUCCACAGCAUGAAACGUAGCAGAACUCAACUCUGAUCAGCGGUUUCAUUUAUUUAUUUAUUUGCUCUCGAGAUAAGUUUAUUCUUUUUUUUUUACAGUACUGUUUUUGUUUGCCCCCCUCUCUCAAAGUGGAAAAAGUUUGAAGCCGUUCACACGGCGGAGAAAGAAGUCAGAUUGGAGCUUCUGCAGAAGGAGGCUGACUGCACGCAGGUACAAUGGAUCUGGUUGCGUUGGUGGCAUUCGGCUCGUGGUUGGCUCCUGCACUCGGAUCAGCGUUUGGCAGGGAAAUGUCGGCCUCGGCAGCAGGUGAGGACAAAGACUAUGACAGCGAUUUUAAUUACGAUUAUGAAUCGCUGAGAAUCGGUGGCCUGGUUUUCGCAGUGGUCCUGUUCCUCCUGGGGAUCGCCCUCAUUGUCACCCGGAAAUGUACCUGUUCGAAGGGAAACAAGUCGCGGUAA